Molecule: messenger RNA, 2198 nt
Organism: Pangasianodon hypophthalmus (striped catfish)
Lineage: Eukaryota; Metazoa; Chordata; Actinopteri; Siluriformes; Pangasiidae
Gene: nelfb
Product: negative elongation factor complex member B
Exons: 13
Coding region: 161-1903 (580 amino acids)
Biological process (GO): negative regulation of transcription elongation by RNA polymerase II
Cellular component (GO): nucleus; NELF complex
Source: RefSeq, a predicted model, not a curated record
CCCGGUCGAUUUAGUUGCGCGUUCAGGAAGUGCGUAAAUGCAGAGCGCUCUAAAUAAUCCACUUCUAGCGAGCGCUGUUGCUAUUUUAUUACAUUCUUCAGCACAUAUCAGUGUGUAGUUUAAAACUGCUGCAGGACAGUAGAGCUACACUCAGCACAAGAUGUUUGCCGGGUUGCCUGAGCUCGGAAUAUCCAAUGGCGAAGAUCUGAAGGAAACUUUAACGAACUGCACAGAGCCUUUGAAAGCUAUUGACCAGUUUCAGAUGGAGAACGGCAUAUUGUUGCCGACGCUGCAGUCUGCGCUUCCUUUCCUCGAUCUUCACGGCACUCCUCGGCUGGAGUUUCAUCAAUCUGUGUUUGACGAGCUCCGGGAGAAGCUGAUGGAGCGAGUCGCUUUCAUUGCCGAAGGCAAAGACGAGGACAGAUACCACAAGUUGGAGGAACUUCUCGAGAAGAGCUUCCCGCUAGUCAAGAUGCCGUCCAUUCAGCCUGUCGUCAUGCAGGUUAUGAAACACUUACCAAAGGUGCCGGAGAAGAAGCUGAAGCAAGUGAUGGCUGAUAAGGAGCUGUAUAAAGUCUGCGCAGUGGAGGUAAAGAGGCAGAUCUGGCAGGAUAACCAGGCUCUGUUUGGUGAUGAAGUCUCUCCUUUGCUCAAGCAGUACAUCGUGGAGAAAGAGGCCGCGCUCUUCAGCAGCGAUCUCUCCAUCCUGCAUAACUUCUUCAGUCCUUCUCCCAAAACCCGGCGGCAGGGAGAGGUUGUACAGAAGCUUACUCAGAUGAUUGGGAAGAAUGUAAAACUGUAUGACAUGGUGCUGCAAUUCCUAAGGACGCUCUUCCUGCGCACACGAAACGUGCAUUACUGUACCCUGCGUGCCGAGCUCCUCAUGUCCCUGCACGAUCUGGACGUCAGUGAGAUCUGCUCCGUCGAUCCCUGCCACAAGUUCACUUGGUGCUUGGACGCCUGCAUAAGGGAAAAGUUUGUUGAUGCCAAACGAGCCCGAGAGCUGCAGGGUUUCUUGGACAGUAUGAAGAAAGGCCAGGAGCAAGUGCUCGGGGACCUCUCUAUGAUCCUGUGUGACCCGUUUGCCAGUAACACACUCGUGUUGAGCACAGUGAGGAACCUGCAGGAGCUGCUCAGCCAGGACGCCUUGCCCAGAGACAGUCCAGACCUGCUGCUACUCCUCAGGAUGCUCUGUCUUGGUCAGGGAGCCUGGGACAUGAUUGACAGCCAGGUUUUCAAAGAGCCACGCCUGGAAUUAGAAGUUGUUACACGUUUCCUGCCAGCCAUAAUGUCAAUAGUGGUGGACGAUUACACGUUCACUGUAGAACAAAAGCUCCCCAGUGAAGAGAAGAGCUCCCUCACCUACCCCAACACCCUGCCUGACACUUUUACCAGAUAUCUGCAGGAAAACAGAGUUGCAUGUGAGAUGGGUCUGUAUUAUGUCCUCCAUAUUGCUAAGCAGAGGAAUAAAAACGCUCUGCAGAGGUUGCUCCCUUCUUUGGUGGAGACGUACAAUGACAUGGCAUUUGGUGACAUUUUCCUUCAUCUGCUUACUGGCCAUCUGACCCUUCUGUCUGACGAGUUUGGCACAGAGGAGUUCUGCACAUCCGUUUUUGACAACUUCCUCCUCACGUCCUCCUCCAGCAAGGAGAAUGUGCACAGACACACUCUACGCUUGCUGAACCAUCUCCACCAGAAGGUGCACUCCUCAUCCAUGGAAACACUGAUGAAAACACUUGAACCACCCAAACAGAGCAGUGAGCCGGUAAAAGAGCUCUACACACAGCUGGUGGAAAAGAUUGAGGCGUCUAAACGGAGUCCGCCUGAACCCGAGGAAGCUCCGACCCUGGACCUGGGCCUGCACCCGGUCACCGUCCCCACCACGCCCACCACUCCUCUCUGAUACUGACGGCAAUCAUGCAGAGACGGAUGGCGACGCGGCUGUAUUUCAGUAAUGUGUUUGGAUCUUUUCUCUUUUUCUUAUCUAAAGGUCAUUUUAAAAACAUCACCUUGGUGCAGAAUGGCACUGUUGAGGGCUAGUGCUUGUUUUGUUAUGAGUGAGUAUUUUAAAGUGUGAUCUUGUUUAAUUGUUGUAUCAGUUAAAAGUGAUACUAUGUGUACAGUACUGUUGUGACUGACUGUAUGUAUGGAUUGUUUGUAGCCAAGCCCAGCUGUAAAUAAAAUUAUUUAGAAAAUGA